AUGGACAUAUACAGAUACAUAACAAUAGUAACAGUUGGGUUAUUAAGUUGGUUAGGUUUAGGUAAACAUACUACAUCAGCCCAAGACUCGAAUGACCCUUAUCAGAGUUGCGCUCACGUUAAUAACAACACUCUGCUUUUUGAUCGUGAAAUUAGAAGCCUUGAUGCCAUAGACUGUGACAAUCGCCUGCGGAAUGGGACUAAAACCAGUAUACAAGACGUUAAGACGUCACAGCAAGAAGAAUGGAUGGAAAGUUUCCGAACUCCAAACCCUAAUACCAAUGAUACGAAGCCGUGGACUUCUCUAUACCAAAACUGCCCGCAGACGAGUUACCCUAACAACUCCACAUGCAAAUACGAUAUCGAGCUUCGUAGUAUGAUGGAUGGUUUCAGUACUGUAACACAGAACAUUCAACGUCUCAGACCUUUGAUAAGAGAACUUAUUAAUAAGAUUGACAAAACGCUUGAAUCUGAUACAGCGGAAUCCCUCUAUGCCUCUCUUUCCGACGAGGAUGUCAAAACUACCAUAGGGUGGAUGGAGAGUGAACUAAAUGAAGCCGACCCAAAUCUCUUACAUUCCCUUAUUAUGCCUCCGCGCCAGCCUAGCGAGAGUAUUGAGCAGUUAUGGCCUGUUGCUAGGGAAAGUACAAUUCAGACAUGGAAAGAUCACAUUCUCGAUGCUUCUUCUAGCACUCCUGUAGACAUAAGCUCGAGCAACCAAUGCACCUACCGCCAGCUUUAUCACUAUCUACAUGCUUUCAUAAGAACACAAACCGCCGUGACUGAUCUAUUGAGGUUUCAAACUUCUCCAAUGGGAUUGUAUUACGAGUUAAAUGUUACUGGUAAUACUAUGGCCGUGCCAUUGGAUGAGUUUACAAAGCUUAAUGUUAUUCAGCUCUUUAAAACCAAGACUUCUAAAGAUAUCAUCAAGGAACUAAGCAAGUAUACAAAGAGCCAGUUCGAUGAUAUCUAUACAAAUUCCACGCGCAAGGCCGACCAUAAGUUAUUAACUAUUAAGUCUACACUUGAAUCCCUUAAAGACGGUAAGUAUUACAAAGAUAAGACAUCUGAUAGUGACAGCUUGCGGGUGUUUUUCAAUGCGAUUGAAAGUCAUCUAACAAAUAUAACAACAAGCCUUGAGCACACAACCUUUAUGUCCAACAAUGACACUUUAACAACUAAUUGGCCGUCUGCAACAAACUUAAGGCAAUGUGUUAUGGCCCUCGAGACUAUGCAAAUCCCCCAACCUAACCCUCCUAACCCCCCACCUGCCCAGAAUGGCGCAACCGGUUCUACUAAGGAUGCCACAAAGAAAAUGGAUGACAAUGAUGACUCAAAUAAAACGGAUGGCAAGGAUGCCACGAAGAAAAUGGAUGACAAUGAUGACUCAAAUAAAACGGAUGGCAAGGAUGCCACAAAGAAAAUGGAUGACAAUGAUGACUCAAAUAAAACGGGUGGCAAGGAUCCUAACCCUCCUAACCCCCCGCCUGCCCCUACUAAUAACAACACCAGCCCACCCUCAACAACACUUAGCCCUAUACCCCCCACCACCCAAGCUAAUCCUACACCCCCCACCACCCAAGCUAAUCCUAUAUCCCCCACCACCCAAGCUAAUCCUACACCUUUCACCAAAAAGCCAAGCAACCCGAUGAUCAAUACGCCUCCCCCCAAUGACCAUAAACUAACCCCUAAGCCUAUACAAAAUCAUGCCCAAAGCAUCUUUUCACCUAUUCAAGUUGUCUAUUCUCUACUAGCAGCUGCUAGUCUUAGUAUUGUUAGCAUCUGGUCCCAUUAA
This is a messenger RNA of Nematocida homosporus, 1794 nucleotides long. RefSeq lists its product as uncharacterized. The coding region runs from base 1 to 1794 and encodes 597 amino acids. The transcript has a single exon. The record is from RefSeq and is a predicted model, not a curated record. NCBI's taxonomy places the organism in Eukaryota, Fungi, Microsporidia.